UUUCAUUUAUUUUAUUUCAUUAUUUUAUUACACAUUUAUUGCCCAAUAAUGACUUCCUUAGUAAAAGGAACAAGGAUACAAGGUUAUAUAUAAACAUUUCUUAUCACAUACAUGUAUCUUGAUGAUGGCCAUUGUGGUAAUUAUACAGGGAUUCGUUAUGUAUCCGGAUACUUUCCUUUCAGUGAUUGCAUUCAAAAUCUGUCAGUCCUCGAUUUGAUAAUCAAACACGAACUAUUAUGAUACCAUGUUUCGGGUUACUACAAGUAAAUAUCAACAGCUAUCUCUUCAAAUUGUCAGCAGAGAUCUUCGGAGGAUAGUGGCCAGAACUACAGUGUCCAUUUCCGGGAGUGACAAAGCGAACACGCACCUGUUUAAAUCUUUAACGUUGGACUGUGUCGAUACCAACAAUUACAGAGCUUCAGCCAAGAGUCUUUGGCGACCAGUGGGUUCCAGGUUUGUCUUUGGUGGACAGGUGGUUGGUCAAGCAUUGACAGCAGCGUUCAAUACAGUACAAGAGCCACUUUUACUACACAGUCUUCACUGUUACUUUUUAAGGGGAGGCAGUAAUGAAAAACCAAUUCUGUACAAUGUUGAUCGGACACGUGAUGGCAAGACCUAUUCCAGUCGAAGUAUUAAGGCCACACAAGAUGGUGUUCCAAUUUUCACCAUGCAGGCCUCUUUUAAAGUAGAAGAGACAGACCCACUGGAACAUCAAUUCAAGAUGCCCGUAGUUCCCAAUCCAGAAGAAUUGAUUAGUUCCAAAGAUUAUUUGAAAAAGAUAUUGGAAACCAAGAAAUUGACAGAAUCUCAGAGAUUGCAGCUGAGCGAAUACCUGACACAUUCCAGCUACAUAGAAUUUCGUCCAUUAGACCCACAGGUCUAUCACGGUCAGCAACAAGGAGAACCUCGGCGCUAUGUCUGGGUCAGAGUCAUGGAACAAAUAGGUAAUCAAGAAAAUGCCAUUUUGUACUACGUGGAUCGGACACGUGAUGGCAAGACCUAUUCCAAUCGGAAUAUCAAGGCCACACAAGAUGGUGUUCCCAUAUUCUCCAUGCAGGCCUCUUUCAAAAUAGAUGAGACAGACCCACUGGAACAUCAAUUCACGAUGCCUGUGGUCACUGAGCCAGAAGAUUUAAUUAGUUCCAGAGAUUAUAUGAGAAACAGAUUGAAAACUGAGGAAUUGACAGACGUUGAGAGAAGGCGAUUGACUGAUUACGUAAAUCAACCCUUCUACAUCGAAACACGCCCGGUAGACCCGGAGCUAUAUUUUCGACUGAAACAAGGAGAACCUCGAAGCUAUAUCUGGGUCAGAGCCAUGGAAGAUAUAGGAGAUAACGCCCAUAUUCAGCAGUGUUUGGGAGGGUUUCUUUCCGACUUUGGAAUGGUGUUGUCUGCACGUCAGCCAGCUCCUGUUGAGCACAAAAUAGGGUUCAUUUCAUCGUUAGACCAUAGUAUGUGGUUUCACAAUCCCUUCAGAGCGCAAGAGUGGAUGUUAUGUGAAAUUGAGAGUCCGCAAUGUGGUAAAGGCAAAGCCCUAGCUCUUGGUCGGAUGUGGAGAAGAGACGGCGUCUUAGCAGUGUCCAUGGCACAGGAAGGAGUCAUACGGUCAUCAAUGUGACGUCAUAUCUUGAGAUUAGGACAUGUGCCAAUUUGUCUGAAAGUUGGUUAUAAGUAAUAUUCAAUGUAUUGUGCAUGAAUGUGCUGACUAGAAAAAUAAUUGCAAUGCUUUG
This is a messenger RNA of Ostrea edulis (European flat oyster), 1730 nucleotides long. RefSeq names its product acyl-coenzyme A thioesterase 8-like. The record is from RefSeq and is a predicted model, not a curated record. Gene Ontology annotation, molecular function: fatty acyl-CoA hydrolase activity. Gene Ontology annotation, biological process: fatty acid catabolic process; acyl-CoA metabolic process. The coding region runs from base 245 to 1618 and encodes 457 amino acids. Lineage: Eukaryota; Metazoa; Mollusca; Bivalvia; Ostreida; Ostreidae. The transcript has 8 exons. Gene Ontology annotation, cellular component: peroxisomal matrix.